AUGCGUUUCCUGAAGGCGUACAGGAAACGGUGGCACAAGUGUCCAGGAAGUAGCUAGAUAGCCAUUUCACAGGCCUGGAUCACAGCUAUAUAGGGGUCAUUCUUCCAUGUAUAGCUAUCAGAGAUAGUUCAUUAAACUUGACCAGUGCUGUAUACCAGUUGCUGCUGUAAUCAUCGCGUAAACAGUUUCUGUGUAGUAAAAAAAAGGGAGAAAAAAAAGUGCACUUAAUAAACAUAUCAACACCUUGGGAAUUAAGCUAGGAAAUCGACGAAGUGUGUCUACGUAUCAGCAACGCGGAUACAGGCUCAAUAUACGACCUAACCGUUCUCGAGGAUUUAAUUUAUGUUUGUUUAAUGUGCAGAUAUUUUGUGCGUUUAAUAAAGACUCGAUCAUGAGCGGAAUUCCUCGCAUUGUCCAGGAGACCGUUGCUCCUUACCCAAGAACAAUUGUUGAAACGGUGCAACCUAUCCGACCGGCCAUCAAUCCCGUUUAUCAGUAUGGUGGUCCGCCUUCGAGGUUCGGAGCCACAGGACCAGCCCGGAUAACCGAACCUUUCUAUGAUUACCAAGUGGAGAGCGCUGUUCGACCCGAUCCGGUGCGGGAGACUGUUAUGACUCCAGGUGGCACUGCACAUCAGGUCAAUGUCGAAACCCGUGUUUAUGCCCCUAACCCGAGUAUUCCGGAUCCGAGACCGGAUAAAUUCAAACCACUUGACCGAAUCCACGAAAAUGGGCAUCCGGAUAUCACUCGCUUCACGAAGGACGAGCUCAAGGAAUUCCACGAGUACUUACGGAGAUCUACCGAAGAAGGCCGAAGUUUCAGUGGCACUGGGAAGGUCAACAUUGAAGACAUUGAGAGUAUCCAGGCGGAGACACUGGAAAGCCUGAAGUCUGGAUCAGUAGAAAGUUUGGACACUCUGCUACUCCUUUGUGAAUUGAGCAAUCUGCGGGAUGAAAGGUGUGUCCUAUUCUUCACCGAAGCGGGGUUCGACGAAAUCUUUACCAAAUUCAUCGAAGGCGUCUUAUUUUCAGGCAAAUAUAUCAAUGAUCAGCUCGAACAUCCGGGUUUAUACAUUGGUUUCAACCUCCUCGUCGACGCGGCCCAACGCUUCACAGAGAAUGGCGUGGAACUCUGCCGUAAGAUGGGCAAGGUUGCCGUUCCGCUCCUCCUCGAACUCAUACGCGAUUCAUUCUUUGAAGUCGAGGCUCUCAAUCGCGAUGACGAGGAACUGAAGUGGAUGUCGAGAAGGGAACUGCUUAAGAAGAUCUUCACCUUGUUUUACAAUUGCAUCAGGAACCAUCCCGACAACAGACGUGUUUUUCGCAUGAGCAGGGCUUCGGCGUUUUUCGAACCAUUCCUGAAUUGCCGAUUCUAUAUCUUACGAGCAAAGGCACUUUUCAUACUGGCCUACAUCGUGACUGAGGAGGAGAACGCCGAUCUCAACACGGAGACUCUCAACAUCGAGUUCAUCGUCAAGGUCCUUCGUAGGACCCUGGAGGAACCGUCGCACUACUCGGCUCACUACAACUUUUACGCCGUAGAGGUCGUAGAGGCUGUGCAGAGAGUCGCCGCCAACGACAGCAAUAAGGAUAAAUUCAUUGAAGCUGGAGUCCUUCCACACCUUGUGGCAUUGAUGGAUGAGAAGAAUUCUCGAGAGGAACGCAACACCGCCCUCAACGCCGUAUGGGUCCUUUCUUUCUCCUCAAAGAACAAAGACGCCAUUUUGAAUGAGGAAAGGUGCAUCGACAACAUAAAGGCUUGCAUGGGAAUUGAUGACUUCACCCGAAUCUGUCAGGCAAUCUUAUGGAAUCUACACGAUCAAGUCAUUCCUAAAACAGAAAAGAAGAAGGAAGACAAAGAUGAUAAACCGGAAGUGAAAGGUGCUGAUGACGGUGCUUCCGCUGACCCGGAAACAGAACGCAAGAUAGCCAAGAAGCAAACACCCCACGUGAUGCUCAGCUACCAAUGGGAUGUCCAGAAACAGAUACUAAAGGUCAAAGACGUUCUGAGUGCUCUUGGAUUCAAUGUCUGGUUGGAUGUGGAAAGAAUGGGGGGUUCAACUUUAGAAGCAAUGGCGAAUGCAGUGGAAGAGGCCUGUGUCGUCAUCAUCUGCUUUUCAGAGAAGUACAAGGAUAGCCCAGCUUGUCGAACUGAGGCAGAAUACACGUACAAACUACGCAAGCCGAUCAUUCCUCUCAAGAUGCAAACCGGCUACGAUCCAAACGGCUGGCUGGGCGCCAUGUUGGGAAACAAGUUCUACAUCCAGAUGAGCACAUUGGAACUGGUGCAGGACAAUAUGGGACUUCUUGUCCGAGAACUGGCCGACAGAGGGCGCACUCUAUCUACAGAAGAUCAGAGCGUGGAUGACGAUGAGUACAUUCCAUCUGGUCUUCCAAAGCUUGCUCGACCAAUGUCGCCCCCAUACUUAGUUCCUGAGAAUCGUACCCUACCGCCGCCUUCUCCCCCGAUCUUCCCCCAGAGGCAGAGGGUGGAACGAAUCGUGACUCGCCAGGACUCUAAUCCAUAUCGCGUAUACAGUCCGCCUCCGACAGCAGUAAUCAUGUCCCCACAAAUACGUCGAGAUGGAGCUGUCUGUCUGCAACUCGUGCAGAGAUGGAAUUCACAAGAGGUUGUGGCAUGGCUAGGUCACAACAACCUCAACCACCUUAGUAACUGGCUGCAAGGGUACAACGGGGAAGACUUAGUGGGACUAAAGAAGAUAUCCACACAGGCUCCAGAGUUUUUCUUUGGCAAACUGGAACGGGAAUUCGGCUUUAAGUCAUUAUUGGAUAUGAUACGUUUCAAGAAAAUGCUCGAUGAUAUAGUUUAGUGGCAUAGAAAUUGAAAUGUACACUAAUCUGCCCCCUCUGAUCACACUCCUCUCGAUCAGAAUGAGACGAGGGGUCGCGGUCAUUUUAGAGUGUGAUUUACAUCUUGAGAGUGCAUUACAUCGCCUUUAGCUCCUUCUGGGAUAAUCGCUUUCAAGCUCCUUGCAGCUUGUUUUUUCCCAUAUUCCUCUUACAACAUAAGUUUUAUAAUUUCUUAUACCUAUACACUAUAUUAUUGAUUCAAUAAGUAUGUUUUUAUUGUUUUAAUGUACAUAUUUUGUAUUGUUUUUAUCAUGAGAAAUAAAAUCAAUCAAACAAUCAACCCUGUAUAAUAUUAGCCAUUUUCAUUAAAAAAGGGGUAUUUAUAAAUCCACUCUCAAAAGAUUUAAUCCUACUCCAAAACGACUGACACCUUGAUCGUCUCACUGAGAGGAGAGUGAUUAUGCAGAUUAGCUCCUUUGAAUUUAUAAAAUAAGAGAAAAAAAAAGAGUUUGCAUUUUAUUGUUCAUGUAAUGUGUGUAAACCAUUGUAGAAUGAAUCACUGGGAACGACUAUCCACUCAGCAUGUUCAUUCAUCCAUUCAAUCACGCAUGUCAAAUGUUUUGAAGGAAACUUUUGUAGAGUGAUUCAAUUAAACUGUUCAUGCAUUGUAUCAAAACCUAAA
Lytechinus variegatus (green sea urchin) is the source of this 3492-nucleotide messenger RNA. RefSeq lists its product as uncharacterized. The record is from RefSeq and is a predicted model, not a curated record. The transcript has 12 exons. Gene Ontology annotation, biological process: signal transduction. The coding region runs from base 392 to 2830 and encodes 812 amino acids. NCBI's taxonomy places the organism in Eukaryota, Metazoa, Echinodermata, Echinoidea, Temnopleuroida, Toxopneustidae.